Messenger RNA from Conger conger (European conger), 1811 nucleotides. It is a transcript of the gene depdc7a, whose product is annotated as DEP domain containing 7, paralog a. The record is from RefSeq and is a predicted model, not a curated record. Gene Ontology annotation, biological process: intracellular signal transduction. Bases 96 to 1697 code for a protein of 533 amino acids. Lineage: Eukaryota; Metazoa; Chordata; Actinopteri; Anguilliformes; Congridae. The transcript is spliced from 9 exons.
CAUAAGACGGGGGCGGUUUCGGGAUUGUGUUCGCUAUUCUACGUCACGUUACUGUGGGAAUUGUGCGGUGGAAGACGACCAAGAGAAGCAGACUCAUGGCUACAGUGAGAGAGAAAGCCGCGGCUUUGAAUCUCUCCGGGAAGUUAUUCAGCCCAAUGCACCGGCCGCCAGAUCCCCGGAUGGCCAACAAGCCAUUUCGGGCAACCUACAUCUGGAGCAGCAUCAUCAACAGCCUCCAGUCGCAGGUGGAGGUGAAACGAAGGCGCCAUAACCUCAAGUCACACAACGACUGCUUCCUGGGCUCCGAGGCUGUGGACGUCGUCCUGGCCCACGUCAUCCAGAACAAGUUCUUUGGGGAUGCGGAGAUUCCCCGGACGAAGGUGGUGCGUGUGUGUCAGGCCCUCAUGGACCGCAAGGUGUUUGAGGCCGUGGGCACCAAGGUGUUCGGCAAGGAGAAGAAACGGGCCACUUUCGAGGACAGCAGCUUCAGCCUGUACAGAUUUCUGAACACUCCUCUGAGCAACUCCACAGACAGUCCGGGUGCAAGCGAGUCUCCUGGCUUUGACAAGACGUUUUACAGCACACCUUGCAAAAGGCAAGAGGGAGAAUAUUUGAAUAGUACACCCAUCAAUGCUGAUAAAUCUUUGGAGGACCUUCUGGGCAACUUGAACCAAAGUCCAGCCCAGACCCCACAGCUGACAGUGAAUUCAGGAUUAUCACAAACGUUGGUGGAGGCCGUGUGGCAGGAGCAGACAGUGCUGCGUCUGCUGCAGCUGGUGGAGCUCCCCCUGCUGGACGGCCUGCUGGUGGGCGCAGACAGCCCCCUGCCCCCCCUGCGCAGCAUGGACAGCGACCCCAACCUGCUCUACACCAGCAACUACCUGGACCGGGAGAUCCUCAAGGCCUUCAGCGACUCGCAGGCGGAUGACUGGCUCUCUGCAGCGGUGGACUGCCUGGAGUUCCUGCCCGACCAGCUGGUGGUGGAGGUGAGCAGAGGGCUGCCCGGCUGCCUUGAGUCACAGCAGAGCAAGAGGCUGCUCUUCGACGCCCUGGCCCGGCACUACGGUCAGCCGGCCUGCCCCGCGCUGCUCACAAACCACAUGUUCGACAUCCACAGCGGCAUCACCGACCUGCUGGUGAACGGGAAGCUGGCGCAGGCCCUGGAGGCCCUGCAGCUGUGUCUGAAGCAGCUGGAUCCGCGCAGCCGCGAGGAGCUGCGCAGGCUGCUGCGCUUCAUGGCCCUGGCUGCAGACCCCGCCGCGCUCAAACUCCACACGGAGCUCGAGAACAGAAUGGCUGUGAAGAGGGCCUUCUCCCGAGCCAUUGUUCACGGCAGGCAUCUGGCCAAGGGGAAGCUGGACCUGCUGGUGCUGUUUCUGAUGGACAAUCACCGAGAAGUCCUCAAGAUUCCAGGAUCUUUGCACAAGCUGGUCAGUGACAAACUAGCUUGCAUCGCGCGCGGAAAAGACCCUGAUGCAAUUGGCUUGUCCUACUGCAGACGAGUCACGGCCAAGGUAUAUGUGGAGAGCAGCGAGAAAACCACCAAGGAAGAACUGCUGGUCCUCCUCCGGAGUAUUCACGAGAACCCAAAGCUCUCGGCCAAAGAGAAGAAACGCUUACUCGGCCAGUUUUACAAAGGCCAUCCUGAGAUUUUUGUACAGUAUUUUGGGACCAAAAUAUCCACCAUUGAAGUAUAAUUCAAAUAAAAUGAACCAAUGUAUUUGUUGUAAAUAAUAAUUGUGUGUGUAUACGUUUUAAAUGUGUAAAUCUCAAUGUAAAAGCUUGAAUAAAAUGUUUUUUAUUUUGCAUAA